GCGAGAGAUAUUUCAUUGAAAAUGCGAGGCACAUUGGGCAGUCAGUGUCGCUUUGUCACAGGAAUAGAGCAGAGGUGGCCUGGGGACGUGGGAUUCUUGAGCCAUGCAGAGGACGCAACUCCGGGCUGGCACUGAGAAGAAAGUCUGGACGAUUCAAUUUUCCAGGGAGGAGGAAGGAAAAGAAAAAACAGGAGGAGACGCAAGGCAUCGGGUCCACUCUUGGUCGUAAAAGGAAGGACGAGACAGCCCAUAUGAGCGCACCAUUAAUGCAGCUGCCACAGAUUUCUCUGCGGCUUGCGGUACUCUUGUAGUUCCAACUGCAAGCACUGGAUGGGAAAACAAAAAAAAAAAACAAAAGGAGAAAAGCAGGAGGACGAUGAGACGAGCUUCACCGUCGUCUUUGGUUUCGGUGAACAACGCAAUGGAACAGGAGGAACAACAUGGUGGUGUAAGAGGCCAAGUGAUAGACAUUGAGGAGUUCCCUCGCGGGACGAGGUGAAAGUAUUUUAGUAUACAUCACUGGGCCUUUAUUCUAUCUCUGAGGAAGCAGGAACUUCGGGUUGAAUAGUAGCGGUAGUAGUCAGUCAACAGGGAAUGCUCGAGAUCAAUUGAGUCGACGACGGCAGUAUAAAAGGAAAAAUCUCUGGAACAGCAAACCAGGACGCUCUCCGUCAUCUUCCUCCGAGCUCCUCCAGCUGAAACCUCUCCUGCGAUGGCGAAAUUCGCAUCGCUUCUACAGCUCAUUGCUCUUCUUCUUCAGCUGGCCGACUGUAGGAAGCUCAAACAGCAGCAACAGCACGGAGACUCUUCGACAGCUUCACUCCCGACGACUAGUAGCAACUGUCUUAAAUUCGAUUCCACCGGUCUCAAAUGCGACCAGACUUUUCCAGAGUCAAUCGAGAGAUCCCGGCUGCUGCUCGCGACUAAACCAGAAGAGCUAGUGACGGAUCGAGCGUAUGAAUCCAGUCCCCCAAAGCGAACAAAUCUCAGUGACGCUUCUUCCGCCACCGCUGCGACUUUGGACGACGAAUUCACCGCUCCAUCGACGAGAAAGGAGCUGAGCGAGGACGAUUUCGAGGAGACAAUGAGGACAGACUACGCUCCAGUUCGUCGCAAGCCUCCCAUAAACAACGAAGUUCCAUUCUUCGCCAGUGACACGACGCGAAGAACUUCUCCUUGAUCAAUGCUUUUUACUCCUGUACAUAAUCUAUCAUCGGUGACUCUUGGGAUUCGAACCUGACACCUAAUUAGAUUCUUUUUUGUACC
Messenger RNA from Selaginella moellendorffii, 1266 nucleotides. RefSeq lists its product as uncharacterized. Lineage: Eukaryota; Viridiplantae; Streptophyta; Lycopodiopsida; Selaginellales; Selaginellaceae. Bases 713 to 1180 code for a protein of 155 amino acids. The record is from RefSeq and is a predicted model, not a curated record. The transcript is spliced from 5 exons.